Racocetra persica is the source of this 907-nucleotide messenger RNA. NCBI's taxonomy places the organism in Eukaryota, Fungi, Glomeromycota, Glomeromycetes, Diversisporales, Gigasporaceae. The record is from the annotation of a GenBank genome assembly.
GUUACACAUGCUGACUCAGAAACAGCUCCAAUAACGUCUCAAUUGCUUGCAAGACAAGAAAAAUACACCAUUAACACAUAUCUUCGUCCACCUAUUGUCCUUUCACAUGGUAAAGGUUGUCGAGUCUAUGAUUUAGCAAAUAGAGAAUAUCUUGAUUUCUCAGCUGGUAUAGCAGUGAAUGCGUUAGGUCAUUCCGAUCCUGAAUUGGCAAGAGUAAUUCAUGAACAAGCAUUAAAACUUGUUCAUUUGAGUAAUCUAUAUCAUAAUGAAUAUGCUGGAGAACUUGCAGAGUUGUUAGUUGAAUCUACACGUAAUGGAGGUGGAUUUGAAGCAUCUAAAGUGUUUUUCACCAAUUCUGGUACUGAAGCGAAUGAAGGUGCAUUAAAAUUUGCAAGAAAAUGGGGAAAAUAUGUUGGUAAAAAAAGUAAUAGUACAAAUGAAGAAUUAAAUAUGAAUAAAUAUGGUGUUGUGUCAUUUUCAAAUGCUUUUCAUGGUAGAUCUUUUGGAUCGUUGUCAGCUACACCUGCACCUAAAUAUCAAAGUCCAUUCGCGCCGAUGGUGCCAGGAUUUGUAACUAUACCUUAUAAUGAUAUUAGUAAGAUUAAUGAAUAUGUAACCGAUAAAACUUGUGCUGUAAUUGUCGAACCUAUUCAAGGUGAAGGUGGAGUGUGGGAAGCUACUGUUCCAUUUAUUGAAGCUUUGAGAAAACGAUGUGAUGAAGUUGAAGCUUUACUAAUUUUUGAUGAAAUUCAGUGUGGUCUUGGUCGUACUGGAAAAUUAUGGGCACAUCAAAAUUAUCCAAAAUCUUGUCAUCCAGAUAUUUUAACAUUAGCUAAACCAUUAGCCAAUGGAUUCCCGAUUGGUGCUAUUCUUACUACGCAACGAGUUGCUGAUAUAAUUAAGAUCG